Molecule: messenger RNA, 474 nt
Organism: Sinocyclocheilus rhinocerous
Lineage: Eukaryota; Metazoa; Chordata; Actinopteri; Cypriniformes; Cyprinidae
Product: cAMP-specific 3',5'-cyclic phosphodiesterase 4D-like
Exons: 3
Coding region: 16-372 (118 amino acids)
Source: RefSeq, a predicted model, not a curated record
UCUGGGGGACAAACAAUGCAAGAGAAUGCCUGCAGCGGCGAAAGUCAAUUGGAGAACGUCUCUGAUUGUUCCCCAGACUCCCCAGACUCAUGUCCACUCUCCUGCAUGGAGCCCUUUGCGGUCCGCAGGCUUUCCUGCCGAACCGUCCAGCUGCCCCCUUUGGCCUUCAGGCAGGCUGAGCAGUACUACUGUGAGAGGAAACCAGAGACCGAGACGGCCCAGCCUCGACCCACCAGCCUCCCUUUGAGAGCACCUCCACUCAUUGCCAUCACCUCCGCAGAUACAAGCAGAUUACUGGUUACAGAUAACAGACCUGCAUCACCCCGCCACCAGUCUGGUGUUGCUAUGUGCUUUGUAGAAGUGUUGCAGUGACUUAAGCAACCUUCACAUAUUGAAUUAACUCUGGUUUCCAUGGUGAGCAGCAACAGUGCUCAUAAUCACCAGAGUGCUUGAUUUAAUUGCAGAUUGAAUCAA